Messenger RNA from Penicillium waksmanii, 771 nucleotides. RefSeq lists its product as uncharacterized. The record is from RefSeq and is a predicted model, not a curated record. Lineage: Eukaryota; Fungi; Ascomycota; Eurotiomycetes; Eurotiales; Aspergillaceae. Bases 1 to 771 code for a protein of 256 amino acids. The transcript is spliced from 2 exons.
AUGAUGCCGACGGAAAUGCCUAGUUACUACUCGCCUAAGCGCAAGCGAGAGCCCUCCGAGAGGCUCGACUACGCGAGGAUUCCGAGCUGGGGCGACAAAGUCCUCGCGCCGCAGUGGCGGGGCGAUUCGGGAAACUGGCGAUUCGGGGGGGAGCGUCUGUUGGGCCAAGUGUCACCAGGCAAUCCAAACCAAGAGAAAGAAGAACAGAAUAAGCUGUUAGCUGAGGAGCUAUGCGUUGUGAGGUGUCAAAACCAGUCGAAGACUAUGCUUGAAGCCUUGCCACCCAGCAGCGACGAAUCCAACCAUAUACAAGACGACCAACAGCUUCCAGUAACUAUAUCAGAUACAGAGGACAAGCUGCCAGCUACACCCACAAAGUCACCUUCAAAGAAAAAACCUACGCCAUCACCCAGCAAGCAGCAAGAGCAUGGUUCGCCUUCAAAUUCUCGCAAACAACGAUUCUCCCCUCCACUUACAGAGACCAACUUGGAAGACCCGUUCACAUGGCAUGAUGAUGAAAUCACUGGGCACGACCCGUCAGAUCCGACUGACGAUGGUUACGGAAUCAACGGAGUUGGAUUUAAACCAACAGCAGCUAUGGCUUGGGCGCGUUCCCAAAAGCGACAAAGGCAGGUUUCUGAAUGGAAAACCCGUGAAGCUCGGGAUGCACGCGAAAAGCGACGAGAAAGGAGGAAUGACGACAUGAAUCUCGACACAAUUCGGAGCAUACACAAAGGCGCCAUUCAAAAACGAGUCAAAUUUGACGUAUGA